This is a messenger RNA of Thunnus maccoyii (southern bluefin tuna), 626 nucleotides long. RefSeq names its product mediator complex subunit 28 (gene med28). The coding region runs from base 38 to 586 and encodes 182 amino acids. The record is from RefSeq and is a predicted model, not a curated record. The transcript is spliced from 4 exons. NCBI's taxonomy places the organism in Eukaryota, Metazoa, Chordata, Actinopteri, Scombriformes, Scombridae. Gene Ontology annotation, cellular component: mediator complex.
UGCGCAUGCGUGAACCGGCUAGACGGGGAAAAAACAGAUGAAAAUGGCAUCGUCUAUGAGUGGGAUGUUUCCCGGUCAGCAGCCGCCUACUGCACAUCCCGUAGGGGGUCCUGGUGGACCAGGCCAGCCAAGCUUCCCCGGUACCGCUGCCAGGAGCCCGGGGAGCAACACGCUGGUGGAUGAACUGGAGGCUUCCUUCGAGGCAUGUUUUGCAUCUCUGGUGAGCCAAGACUAUGUUAAUGGGACCGACCAGGAGGAGAUUCGAACUGGUGUGGACCAGUGCAUACAAAAGUUCCUGGACGUGGCUCGACAGACAGAGUGCUUCUUCUUACAGAAACGACUUCAGUUAUCUGUGCAGAAACCAGAGCAGGUGGUGAAAGAGGAUGUGUCAGAGUUACGUAACGAGCUACAGAGGAAAGAAUUACUGGUUCAGAAGCAUUUAACCAAACUGCACCACUGGCAACAAGUUCUGGAGGAUGUGAGCGUUCAGCAUCGCAAACCUUCAGACCUUCCUCCUCCUGGACCGCUGGCCUUCUUGGAGCAGGCCUCGGCUAGUUUGCCCCCUGCCCCUUUAAAACCAAAUUAACACACUAAAGGUACAGUCACAUUAAUCUUCUGUUUAUAAA